AUGUCCGAUAACAAUCCCCAUCAUCCUGGAGUGCGCAGCUUGUUAGCCAAGUUUGAAGGCCAAAGCCCCAUCGCCUCUCCGCCGCCUCGUGGCCGAUCCCCAGCUGCGUCAGACUCGUCAGGAACAGUUCGGCAACUGUCCAAGGUCCGGGCUAGCUUUGUCACUGUGGACGGGAUCGUACAGUCCAAUCCUGCUUCGCCGUUGAGGAAAACAAGUGGGCGCAGCGACAGUCCUGGGAUAUUUGGGCCGAAAAUCAAUUCGGGGGAUGCGGAGUCUGGCCGGCAGACUAUGAUCUCUCCCACCCCGCUCAGUCGCCUAGACCAUACACAAAACGCGACUAUGGGACAGAUAAUGGCUGAGGGUCGACCGGAGGAAGCCAUUGAAACUAAGUCUGAACUGACUCAAACUGCCAAGGAGGAACCUGCAACCCACACUGAGACUGAAUCUCAGUUGCGAAACACCCCACCAAAGCAGACCGAGGAGCCCAUCGCCACGGAUUCCAAGUUGACAAGCUCCGACACUCCCUCGCAAAAGUCAAAUUCAUCAGGAGCGAUCAAGAAGAAGCCUUCUUCCGUUGGGUCUGCCCGCAGUGCAGCGAGCAAGUCUGUGUCAACUACUGCGGCUUCAACUGGUGCGAAGCCCGCUGCUCACAAGACAACCUCCAAGCCCACAGCUCGCGAAGUGGCUAAAGAGCGUGCCAACUCUCUGGCCCACAAACCGAGUCGUGUCUCAUUGAAUCCUAAGGCAACAGCACGGCCAACCCGUGGCUCAGCACUGACACAAGAUACUUCAAAGCCACCUACCGCAGGUGUGUCCAGCAAGCCAGGAAUGAAAUCCCCACCGAAACCUGCCCGUGUACCUGGCUCGAUGCACACGUCGACCCAAGCAUCUGGUGCUAGGCCAGGAAGCACAGGGGCUCCGAGCACUCGCACUACUGCAUCAACCCUUACAAGGAAACCCUCAACCCUCAAAAGCGCAACUAGAAGUCAGUCGCGUGCCACUACUCCUAGUGCCAGCGUUCGCAGAGAAGCCUCUCGCCCUUCGCUACCCGCUCAAGCAGCUCAUGAUGCAAGCACUAAGCCUGUCAAUGAAGGUUUCCUCGCGAGAAUGAUGCGGCCUACUGCCAGCUCUGCGAACAAGUCCCACCCCCAGGAAAAGUCUGAUGCAAAGCCUGUCACCAGGACAACCUCUGUUUCCAAGGCCCCCCGGCCAUCAAUUGGGAGGGUGCCAGACCGUGGGGUCCCCCACGCGAAGCCUAAGACCACCGCCCUUCGGCCUCAGAGUCAGAAAUCCCAGGCUCUGAACAAGGAACCUGCGCCGCAGAAAGAUGGAGCUAAGCCUUCCCAAAAGAAACAAGAAAGUGAGAAGGAGAACAUCGUGGAGCCUAUCAUAGCCAGCCUAAAGGAGCCUACAACAGUGGAACCCGCCCCGGUUGCGGCUGUGGGACAGCCCGAGGCUGUUUCCAAGCCGGUCGAGGAGACCGCUUCCCCUGCUCAGGUUGAGGAGUCUACCCCGGAAGCUGCCAUUGUAUCUACUGAGCCAACCGAGAAGUCGAUUGAAGUGCCUGAACCGGUCAUCGAGGAGACAGUGGCUGAGAUUUCCUCUGAUCCCGUCCCAAUCGAAGCUGCUGCAGAGGUUCCGGCUGAGCCUAUUGAUUCCAACGAAGCCAAGGCCCCAGCUGAGGCAGAGGUGGACGCUCCUGCUGAGACCCUUAUUGAACCCAUCGCUGGGGAUGCUGAGGAGGGGGCUUCUAAGACCACCACUGCAACCGAGGAGAUCGCCGCAGAGCCCGUGGCAAUCCCAACGGCUGACGAUCAAGUGAAGGUCAGUGAGGACCAAGAAACCUCGAUGUCCGAACCAGAGGUGCUUGAGACUCCGGAAUCAACAGAGGUUCAUGCCGAGCCUGAAAAGGAAGAUGAUGUACCAGUAAAUGAGGCUAUUGUCCCUGAGACUUUGGCGGAGGUCGCAGAGGAGAAUCCCACAGAGGCCAAGUCCGCUGAGCCUGCCCCUGAUGCCCAGCCCACAACUGAGGAUGAGUCGAGCAACGUCGCCAUCGAUAUUGCUACUCUGUCAUUGCACUAG
This is a messenger RNA of Penicillium robsamsonii, 2082 nucleotides long. RefSeq lists its product as uncharacterized. The coding region runs from base 1 to 2082 and encodes 693 amino acids. Lineage: Eukaryota; Fungi; Ascomycota; Eurotiomycetes; Eurotiales; Aspergillaceae. The record is from RefSeq and is a predicted model, not a curated record. The transcript has a single exon.